AUGCCCGCACCCCGCCAGGUCUGCAUAGCCGUCAUAGGCGUCGGCGGCGUAGGACGCUGCUUCCUCACCCAGCUCCAAGACCUCAGCGCCCGCCUCUCCCAAUCUCGCCUCAACCCCAUCUACCUCUCCCUGAUCCUCGUCUCCCGCAGCUCCAAGCUCCUGCAUUCGCCCUCCUACAAGCCCAUCAACCUCGCAACGUGGGAAGACGACCUCAACGCCUCCACUGUCUCCGUCUUGCCGCCCUCCGAAAUCGCCAGCUACCUCGAAAACGCCCCCGCGAGAGUCGUGCUGGUGGACAAUACCAGCAACCAGGACGUCGCGAACGCGUACCCCUUGUUCCUGAAGAAAGGAAUCAGCGUUGUGACGCCGAACAAGAAAGCCUUCUCCGACUCCUUCCAGCUCUGGAAAGACAUCUUCGAUGCCGCGCUGAAUGGCCAGGGCAGCGGCGGCUACGUCUUCCACGAAUCGAGCGUCGGCGCUGGCCUGCCCGUCAUAUCUACGCUGAAAGAGCUGGUAGAGACUGGCGACGAGGUGCGGAAGAUCGAAGGUGUCUUCUCGGGGACGAUGUCCUUCCUCUUCAACAGCUUCAUGCCCGUUGGCGGCGGCGGGGGUUCCUUUUCCGCGGAGGUGAAAAAGGCGAAGGAGUUGGGGUAUACAGAGCCGGACCCCCGCGAUGAUCUGAAUGGCCUGGAUGUUGCGAGGAAGCUGACAAUUCUGGCGAGGUUGGCGGGGCUGGAGGUCGAGUCGCCGACGAGCUUCCCGGUGCAGAGUCUCAUCCCUAAGGAGCUGGAAAGCUGCAGCAGCGGUGAUGAGUUCUUAGCCCGGUUAGGCGAGUUCGAUGAUGAUAUGGAGAAGCUGAAGAAGGAGGCUGCGGACGAGGGCAAAGUCGUGAGAUUUGUUGGCAGCAUUGAUGUCGCGAAGAACGAUGUUAAGGUGGGCUUGGAGAAGUUUGAUGUUUCGCAUCCUAUUGCUGCGUUGAAAGGCAGUGAUAACAUCAUCAGCUUCUACACGAAGCGGUAUGGUGAUAAUCCGUUGAUCAUUCAGGGUGCCGGUGCUGGAGGCGAAGUCACCGCUAUGGGCGUAACGGGAGACCUUGUAAAGGUUAUUAGACUCCUGAGUUAG
This is a messenger RNA of Coniosporium apollinis CBS 100218, 1122 nucleotides long. Its product is annotated as homoserine dehydrogenase. Gene Ontology annotation, molecular function: homoserine dehydrogenase activity; aspartate kinase activity; NADP binding. The record is from RefSeq and is a predicted model, not a curated record. Bases 1 to 1122 code for a protein of 373 amino acids. The transcript has 2 exons. Lineage: Eukaryota; Fungi; Ascomycota; Dothideomycetes. Gene Ontology annotation, biological process: aspartate family amino acid biosynthetic process; L-homoserine biosynthetic process.